CGUGCAGAAGUUUGUGCAAGUAGUGCCAGUGAACUGUCAGACCAUACUUCGCUGAACCGAUAAAUGGACAGCAGUCCUUAUGGUUUCAUCUGAAGUAGUUAUGGAAGAUCGCGACAAGCAGUAGCCGUGCGCCCCUGACCCUGUGGACGUUGGCUCCCCUCAUCUCGAACACCAGCUGCUACACGAGCCGCACCACCGCCGCCGCCGCCGCCCGCCUUCUGCUUCUGCUUAGCUUCAGCUGGCCCGCCUCGUCUCACACACAGGAAGAAGAUAGAGUCGAUCGGCAAGAUGACGCAGAUGACGCAGGAGGAGAUCGUGACGAACACGAAGACGGUGGUGCAGGGCCUGGAGGCGCUCAAGAACGAGAUCAACUCGAUCCUGAACGGGCUGUCGCCGGCGCUGGAGCCGCAGGGGCCGGCCGGCUCGCCGGACCACGCUGGCGCCGAGAAGGCGGGGCUCGUCCGCAAGUUCCUCGACACCAUAGAGCUGGGCCUGGGGGAGGCGCAGGUUAUGACAGCAUUAUCUGCUCACCUGCAAGUUGUGGAAGCAGAGAAGCAGAAACUACGCACUCAGGUUCGGCGCUUGUGCCAGGAGAAUGCUUGGCUGCGUGACGAGCUGGCCAACACUCAGCAGAAGCUGCAGGCUUCGGAGCAGGCCGUUGCACAACUGGAGGAGGAGAAGAAGCACUUGGAGUUCAUGGCCUCCAUCCGCAAAUACGAUCAAGAUGUCUCGGGUGAUGACUCUAGUUCGGAGACGAAGCAAGAUAAGCCGAAGAUUGAUGACCCUGUAGUAGACCUUUUCCCUGAUGAGGACACAGAUGAAAGAAACACCAUGUCACCCACACCUCCAACCUUGGCUACCCAGAUGGCUGUGGGGUACGAGAUACCAGCACGGUUGAGGACACUACACAACCUAGUUAUCCAGUAUGCGUCACAAGGACGCUAUGAGGUGGCCGUGCCCCUCUGCAAGCAAGCUCUGGAAGACUUGGAGAAGACGAGUGGUCAUGACCACCCGGAUGUGGCCACUAUGCUCAAUAUCCUGGCUCUCGUUUACAGGGACCAGAACAAGUACAAGGAAGCAGCAAACUUGUUGAACGAUGCCCUUAACAUCAGAGAGAUGACCCUGGGAGAGAACCAUCCAGCGGUUGCAGCAACAUUGAAUAAUUUAGCUGUUCUUUAUGGCAAGAGGGGUAAGUACCGAGAAGCUGAACCCCUGUGCAAAAGAGCCCUCGAGAUCAGAGAGAAAGUACUUGGCCGCGAGCAUCCAGAUGUGGCUAAGCAGCUCAACAAUCUAGCUCUGCUGUGUCAGAAUCAGGGCAAGUAUGAAGAGGUUGAACGGUAUUACCAGAGAGCUCUGGAGAUAUACGAAGCCAAGUUGGGUCCUGAUGACCCAAAUGUUGCUAAGACAAAGAAUAAUCUGGCAUCAUGUUACCUGAAACAAGGCAAAUACAAGGAAGCUGAGAUUUUGUACAAACAAGUGUUGACUCGUGCCCACGAGCGUGAGUUUGGGGCCAUUGAUGGUGAUAACAAGCCGAUUUGGCAAGUGGCCGAGGAGCGAGAGGAGAACAAAUGUCGUAACAAGGAAAAUGUCCCUUACGGCGAGUAUGGAGGAUGGCACAAAGCUGCCAAAGUGGAUUCACCGACGGUGACGACGACACUGAAAAACCUCGGUGCCCUCUACCGGCGACAGGGCAAGUACGAAGCGGCAGAGACCCUGGAAGACUGCGCCCUGCGCUCACGCAAGGAGGGACUGGACUUCGUGAAACAGGCAAAGGUGGCUCAAAUCCUCAGCGAGUCUGGAGAGAGGCGCCGCAGCGGCUCUUCAGGAAAGGAGCGCAACAGUCGCCGUGGCUCGCGCGAGUCCCUCGACUCGAUGCAGUACGAAACGGGAGAAGAGUUGGGGAAGCACAGGCAGCGCAGUUCCUCGUUCUUGAAACUGCGGACAACGAUAAAGCGUACGAACGCCAAGCUGAUACAGAAGUUCUCGAAAGGCGGGGAUGCUGACAGUCACGGCACCGUGUUAGACAACAGCAUGAGGCGCGCAAAUUCUCUGUCCGUUCUUAGUAAUGCAAAUGCAAAGCAGUGGCGGGAGCAGAACGAGUUUGGGUUGCUGCGGAGCCGCACGGCGAGUUCUGACCGGCUGCGGCAGGGUGCGACGUAGACCCUCACUUGCCUCUCUGCGACUGUUGCCACACGCCGGUGACUGGAUCUGGCUAUUUUUUGUAACCGUCAGUUGACUGUAGUGAUGGACAGAGAAUAAUUUCUGGAAUUAGCAGAUAUCACAAGAAUGCUAUUUAUCUGUUGUCUUAUUAUGUCCUCCAGACUAUCUUGUCUUUUGCUGUAUCAGUUCUAGCAAUUAGGGGUUAUAUGUCUGCAUUUAUUUUUCUGUUUUUAAUUAUAUACCAGUAGCUGUCUCUACACUGAUGUAACUGUAAUUGUGUUUGUAAGCAAAUGCAGUGAGUGAUUGGUGCUAGAAGUGUAUAACUUAAAACUUCAGUUUUGUGCAAUAUUUUUUUUUGUAAGACUUGAAACAGUUGUAUUGUGUAAAAAGCACGGUUCCCUGUCGUAAAUCUGAGAGAGGCUACAUAAUACUGAGCUUAAACGUACCCACAAACUAAGAUGUAGCACUUGCAAGAUAAAGUUAAUUUCUUCUUUGGCAGUUGUAUCAUCAUCAUAUAAUGAUUUCUCCUCCUUUGAGUUCCAAUAAGAAGUUACUUGUGUUUGGAUUUUCUUAGUGCCAAAAAAAAGGCAGAAUCGCUUGGUACCCAAUACUUCAUUCAGUAUUGGGAUACAAUAAGGGACUUCUGGAAAAGAAUACAGGCAAAUUAGUAUUAUUCAUUUCUGCAGAAAAAAAUUGAUUUCUGCAGAGUAUUAUUUUUGGUGAUGUACUUAAAUCUGAUUUUAUCCAGUAGGAAUGGUUGGUGGAAGCUUGUGAAUGUAAAAACAAGGAGCUUGUUUAUAAAAGAACUUUCUGUGCUACCUGUCAAGAUUUCUUUUUAUCUCUAUUUUGCACGACACAUUUUGGGAAAUGAUUCCCAGUUCUUGUCGUUGCCUCAAAGACUGGUUUGAUGCAGAUUUCCAUGCUACUCUAUCCUGUCAAGUCUCUACAUGUUGUAACACACAAAAACGCACUAUAAAAUGGGAAUCAUUUUCUGAAAUGUCAUGCAAAAUAUAAAUAAAAAGAAAAUUUACUGAUAGCAGAAAGUUACAUUACAAACACACCCACUGUACUUAAAUCCAUUGCAUUUAUUGGAUUGGAGCUUAUCAGUUUAUUUAAUUACACUUAUUACUUAAAUACCUAUCUGCUUUCAUUUUGUGGGUACCUUACAGCCCAUAAAUACUUUCUUCUCUCUUGACUCCAAGGACUUUGUUACUUUUCAAAAAAAAUGUGCACACAAUCAUUUAGAGAUUUCUCUCAUUUUGUCACUGAAGACUGAUUCAGGAAAGUAAAAAGAAACUUCCCAUUUCAUUAUUCGAUUUAUCUUCUGCUACUUGCAAAGAUAGUAUCACUUUCAGAAAUUAUUUGCCAGUACUUUAUUUCUAAGGUCUAUUUAUUCUUUAACAAUGCUAUUUGUUUCAAAUUUCUUCCUUGAACCAAUUUAAUAAACAGUCUCUCAACAACUUAAACCAAAUAACAAAAAUAUUACACAAUAAUUAUGGAACAGUAUUCUAAAAUAUUUGACACACACACACACACACACACACACACACACACACACACACACACACAGUUUCAACAGCUUACAAAAUUUACAUAGUGUAAGGCCACCAUCCUCAUCUGUGUUUUAGUUAAAUUCUGAAAGUUCUCAGUAUAAUCCUUCCUGUUGCAUUUGUCAGCCUACUGUUUAACAAAUACACAUGAAAUAUAACCAAAGAUGACGUGAGAAAUUUCUUAAACAUAUAUGUAUAAAAUAAAGCAAAAGAAUUCUUUUUCAGAUGUAUAAGGAAUAAACUAACUCCUCAUACAGAUCCUUAAUCUGUUAUAUUUGUUAAACUGCAAGAUCUGCUUUUAUUUUUAAUGAUACUAUAGAAAAAUUUUAAACUCGCAUGUAGAAUUUAUUAGAAUAUUUGUUUUGUUGUAUUCUUGGCAGUUUACAUAAGCCAGCAGAAAUUUGCUUAGUUACUAUAUUUAUCGUUCAUUAAAAGUUUGUAGUAGAUUUGCACCAGUCCUAUCCAGAUCUGUUGUGCAAAAAAAGCAAAAAAAUUUUUCAUGGAUACUGUUAUGAUAUACCAGAGUUGAUUUCAGCCUGUCACAUAAGUAAAAUGUGUGUUUGCCACUGUUCGUGAGAGAUUGUGCACAUAUUCGGGAGUCUCAUUGUCAUUUCCCUCCUCGAUCUCAAGCCUGUGACUGUUUGCUGCUUAUCAGUAUUUCUAGCAUUUUGGCAAGUGUGUUCCUGGAGAACUGGGCAACCAGCUACCGCAUUUUCUUACCGUGUAGUAUUGUAUAAUGCAGGACAGUCAUAUUAGCGUGUAUUUUAUAUAGGUUCUUCUCUCUUCAUAGUCACCAGCUCAGAGAGGGAAAAAUGGAAGUAUUUCAAAUAAAGAUGACUUUCUUCAUUGCUCUUUGCUGUUAUGGAGGGUAAUUAUAGGUGAUCAUUAUAUCAACAAUUUAAUACCAUAUUUACACAUCACUGUAAAAAGUUGAGCCUUGAUAAUUUAAAAAUUAAACAGUAUUCUGUAACUUAGUUCCAUAGAAGAAAAGUAAAUGUAAACAAAAACUAUUAAAUGUAUGUGCAUGUGUACUAGCAUUCCUGAUAGAAGUAAAGUAUUUGUGACUUUGGAUUUAUUUGAACAGUACUGAGGGAAGCUUUUGACUGAGUUUUGGGUGAUUGUAGUAAUGUCCGCUGACAUCCUAGGGUAGUGUUGUACCCCAAACAUUUAUAUUUAUCUGUUAAUAAACUUACCGUGUUUUCAUGUAUCCAUUUCCAGACCGUAGGAAGAUUAAUUUUAUGUUGUUGUCAGCUGCAUCUGUCAUGUAAUCAGUUGUAUUAUCAUUCCAUUGAUUUGAUGGAACUGGCAAAUGUUGUAAUCAAGAGGGAGGGAAAGUAGGGAGAAAAUGGUUGAAGUUAAUCGUAUGUCUGUAACUAUAUUCUUGUUUCUUAUUUAUGAUGACAUGUAAAUAAUUUUAUGAGAGAUGUUCUUUAUCUAAUUUAUUAUUGAUGAAUGCAAGCAAGAUAUUUUUGCACAUGCACACAUUUUUUAUGUAAAGACGUGUUCGUUGAAUAUCAGCUUUCUAAUGUGUAUGGCUUUUUCGCUUUACGCAAAGACCAAUAAAUAUACGACACCCCAGAAAAAAUUG
Schistocerca americana (American grasshopper) is the source of this 5298-nucleotide messenger RNA. RefSeq names its product kinesin light chain (gene Klc). Gene Ontology annotation, biological process: microtubule-based movement. The coding region runs from base 289 to 2160 and encodes 623 amino acids. The record is from RefSeq and is a predicted model, not a curated record. Gene Ontology annotation, molecular function: kinesin binding. Gene Ontology annotation, cellular component: cytoplasm; membrane-bounded organelle; kinesin complex. NCBI's taxonomy places the organism in Eukaryota, Metazoa, Arthropoda, Insecta, Orthoptera, Acrididae. The transcript has 15 exons.